AUGUCUCAAUACAACAAUUCCAUUGGUCUCUUCAAUCAAACCGACACGACUUCUCUUUUAGAAACAGUGACUCGUUUCUACAAUGAUAAAAUCCAUCAAAACCAUUAUGCCCAUAAUUAUUUGGAUGAUCAUUAUCAUUCCGUUUCCUUCAUUGUUGGAAUGAUCAUUUUGGGAUUGCUCGUUGUGGUCGUUCUUCCACUCAAAACUUUUUCAUUGCUCUAUUAUUGCAUGAUUGGAAAUUCUAGAAGAAAGAGGAACGCUUCUCUUUCCUCAACAAAUGAUAUCUUGCAAGAACCUUCUUCAACUCCUUUUGAUAAUUCUCAACAACAACGAGAAACAUUGAGAGAAUCCAAGAAUGACAAGUAUUGUUUCAUGAGUUUUACAAAAUUUGUGGCUUUGGAAAUGUGUUGUGGAUGGAUUCCUUCAUUUCUGGUUUGUGUGUUUUUAUGUUUGUUGAUUUUAUUUGCUUCUGCAUUUUCAAAGAUUCAUUUUGCAGGAGCUGCCAUGUUAAUGAGUUUGGUCAUGUUGUUUUGGUUUGUUCAUUCGGUCAUGUUGGAUGGUGGUGUGUUUAUGGCAGGACUUUUUCACACUUUACAAAAGGUUCAAGAGCAUUACCAUUUAAGGAAAAGUCCACAGAAUCAACACGGAGCCAAUUCUCAACAACAAAAUGGAGGAGAUGCCACGAAAAUUUCAUCCUCUACUGCUUUGGAAAUGCAAGAGGUGAAUGACCCAAAAAAUAUGGAAGUUUCUACUCCAUCAUCAUCCUCUCAAGAAAGUUCUGAAAAAGGAAUUGUACAAGUUUUGAUUGAGGAAUUGGGUCGAACUUAUUUCAAUUCAUUGGCUUCGCCAAUGGUGAAAAAACAUCCACUAGUGACAGCUCUCUUGCUGUUUCUAUUGUUUUGUUUGACAUUUGGCAUUUUCAUUGUCACAACCAUUGUUUCUUCUGAUUUUUGUGUCACUUAUGACCCUAUUGAGGUUUCUACCUAUGUCACACGAAAGAAUAAUAAUGAAAUUUGUAGAGAAGGAAUUUGUUUCACGUACAUGACCAUUUCGAAAGAUAUUUCCACACAAAUGAUUGUCAAUUUCCAACUCGUUGCCACUCGUCUCGAUGACGCCUAUGUCUAUUAUGGAACAUUUAACCCUCAAUUAGAUUUCCAAUUUAAUUCAAAUACUUCAAGCAAAAUUCAAGCAAGUUGCUUCAAAUUAGAUCAUGUCAUCAGUGAGGUUUCAAGAUAUCAAUGUUAUGCUAAUUUGGUGAAUUUGAGUCCAUCCUCUUCGUAUUAUGUGAAAACUGCUGCAGUGGGAGUUCCCAAUUAUUUCACUUCACAAGCAUCAUUGAUGGAAGAUUCGUUGGUGUAUAAAUUCAGAACUGCUCCAAGUGCAUACUCGAGUGUCGAUCGAGUCGUAUCCUUUGUGAAUGGUGGAGAUUUUGCUUGGAAAGAUUCAACUUAUGAGUUGGCUUCUGUGUUAACCAGUUUGGGAAAGAAUAUGGCCACAUGUCCUUAUUUUGCAAUGGUUGGAGGUGAUGUUGCAUAUGAAAAUGGAUGUCCUUAUUGUUAUCCAAGAUGGGAUCGAUGGUUUAGAAAUUGGGCCAAGUAUAUGGUUGUGAAAAUUGAUUAUUCUUCAACCAUUUCACAUGUGUAUACGUUACCUAUUGCAACAGCUGUUGGAAAUCAUGAAGCAGGAAAUUUCCAACGUUCUUCUCGAAAUGAGAAUGGUUAUUACAUUCGAUUGUUUCCACACGAAAUUGAAACUACACAAUCUUCUCCUCCACUCAUUGUUCCAGAUCCACAAAAUACAAGAGCUCUCCAAUACAUUCACUAUCUCUCUAAUCACACCUUGAUGAUGGUUUUGGAUUCAUGGGUUCAUGAGUCUCCAGCUCAGCAAGUGGAUUUCAUUGUUGGAUUUUUUGCAAAUUUAACAAAGAAUGAUGUCAAACUUUACAAGAAUCGAAUUGUGGUCAUUCAUGAAUGCAUGUACUCGUCAGCCAAGACAAAAAGUUCAAUAACUUUGGAAAUGAGAGACAAAUGGGAACAAUUAUUUUUGAAGAAUAAUGUGACACUUGUUUUUGAGAAUCAUGUUCACACUUACAAACAGACCUAUCCGAUACGUUUUGGAAAUGUCAUGGAUCCAACUGCCAACCCACUUGGAUCCAAAGAUGGAGCUCUCAAUGAUUACUCUUACGAAAGAAAUAUUUAUGGAACCAAUGGAGGAAGACCAAUGAAGGAGGACGAAAAGGCAAUCAUUUAUGCUGGAGAUGGAAGCUGGGGAGCCCAUUACUAUGGAGAUGUUAUUGAUUGGGGUAAUCCAAUAUUUAGACAAAUUGGAAUUGUUACACAUUUCUAUCAUGUUGUGACAUUUGACAGACCUGAUGGAAGCUCAGUCAUUCAAACCGCAGCGUAUGGCUAUGAUGAAACCACUGGAAAGGGAGUGAAAAUUCAAGGAAGUGGACUCACCAUUACCACCAAGUAA
Messenger RNA from Naegleria fowleri, 2472 nucleotides. RefSeq lists its product as uncharacterized. Gene Ontology annotation, molecular function: acid phosphatase activity. NCBI's taxonomy places the organism in Eukaryota, Heterolobosea, Eutetramitea, Acrasida, Naegleriidae. The transcript has 3 exons. The coding region runs from base 1 to 2472 and encodes 823 amino acids. The record is from RefSeq and is a predicted model, not a curated record.